AUGCCGACCACUACAGGUACCACUACGGAUACCACAACUGCAACAACCACUGCAACUACCACUCCGACCACUACAGGUACCACUACGGAUACCACAACUGCAACUACCUACCCUACCACAACAGUUACCACAACGGCUACCACUGUAGAUACUACAACUGCAACAACCACUGCAACUACCACUCCUACCACCACAGCUACCACUACAGCUACCACUACGGAUACUACAACUGCUACAUCCACUCCUACCACCACAGCUACCACUACGGAUACUACAACUGCAACUACAACUCCUACCACCACAGCUACCACUACAGAUACUACAACUGCAACAACCACUGCAACUACCACUCCUACAACCACAGCUACCACUACAGCUACCACUACUGAUACUACAACUACAACAACAUCUGCAACUACUACUCCUACCACCAGAGCCACCACUACUGAUACUACAACUACAUCUACAACUACUACCACCACAGCUACCACUACAGCUACCACUACAGAUACUACAACGGCAACAACUACUCCUACCACCACAGCUACCACUACGGACACUACAACUGCAACAACCACUGCAACUACCGCUCCUACCACCACAGCAACAACCACUGCUACUACCACUCCUACAACCACAGCUACCACUACAGAUACGACAACUGCAACAACCACUGCUACUACCACUCCUACCACCACAGCUACCACUACCGAUACUACAACUCCAACCACAACUCCUACCACCACAGCUAUCACUACAGCUACCACUACGGAUACUACAACUGCAACAACGACUCCUACCACCACAGCUACCACCACGGAUACUACAACUGCAACAACCACUGCAACUACCACUCCUACAACCACAGCUACUACUACAGAUACUACAACUGCAGCAACCACUGCAACUACCACUCCUACAACCACAGCUACUACCACAGAUACUACAACUUUAACAACUACUGCAACUACCACUCGUACCACCACAGCUACCACUAUGGAUACUACAACUGCAACAACCACUGCAACUACCACUCCUACCACCACAGACACUACCACUGCAACUACAACUGCAACAACCACAGCUACCACUACGGAUACCACAACUGCAAACACCACUGCAACUACCACAACAGCUACCACAACGGAUACCACAACUGCAAACACCACUGCAACUACCACUCCUACCACCACAGCUACCACAACGGAUACCACAACUGAAAACACCACUGCAACUACCACUCCUACCACCACAGCUACCACACCGAUUACCACAACUGAAAACCACAACGCCACUACACCAACAAGCUAA
Macrobrachium nipponense is the source of this 1311-nucleotide messenger RNA. Its product is annotated as mucin-2-like. The record is from RefSeq and is a predicted model, not a curated record. The transcript has 2 exons. The coding region runs from base 1 to 1311 and encodes 436 amino acids. Lineage: Eukaryota; Metazoa; Arthropoda; Malacostraca; Decapoda; Palaemonidae.